AUGGGUGAUAACUCCAUUGUUGGUGCUGUUGCUGUUGCUUCUGCAAAUUUGUGUGUUUCUGACUAUAUUCCAAGUACUGGCUCCAAUACUUGGGGGCAUGUUGUUCUGUCUACUACCUAUUUGAUUAAUCGUACUCCUAGUCGGGUUCUUGAUUUCAAGACUCUGCAUGAUGUGUUUGGUGAACAUGUUUCCCCUGUCUCCGUCUCCAAGUUGCCCCUUAAAGUUUUUGGGUGUGUUGCCUAUGUUCAUGUCUACUCUCAUCAACGGAGUAAACUUGAUUCUUGUGCUCUACGGUGUGUAUUUAUUGGCUACACUUCUACUCAGAAGGAUUAUAAGUGUUAUCAUCCACUUACCCAGAAGGGGGAGAGGGGGAGUGAAUUGAAGAGUCUUGGAUUAGAGAAUCUUGGACUUGAAUUGGAGAAUGAUGUGUUUGAAGAUACUGCUCUCGGGAAGAAAACAACCAGUUGCACUGAAGCAAGCGACUGGUCGCCUAUAUUUGAAAAUGAAACAUGUGCACGUGUUCUUGAUGAAACGACCGAUCACACUGAUGUAAGCGACUGGUCGCCUGUAUCUGAAAGUAGUGACAGUGAUUCUUGUAUGGAUGAGCUCAAUGCAAUACCCCCAUUUGCCCUACCAGUACCCCAAUCUACUCACGAUAGUGAAUCAAAUGCUAUGAAUGUUGAAAUGAAAGCUUUGAACAAGAAUGAAACUUGGGAUUUAGUCCAUUUACUAAGAGGGAAUAAAGCUGUUGGGUGCAGAUGGGUGUUUAUUUUGAAGCAUAAAGCUAAUGGUUCUAUUGACCGUUACAAGACUAGAUUGGUAGCAAAAGGUUAUACUCAGACUUAUGGAGUGGAUUAUUUGGAGACCUUUGCUCCAAUAGCAAAGCUUAAUACUGUGAAUGUGCUCUUGUCCCUGGUUGCUAAUCGUGACUAG
Molecule: messenger RNA, 933 nt
Organism: Prunus armeniaca (apricot)
Lineage: Eukaryota; Viridiplantae; Streptophyta; Magnoliopsida; Rosales; Rosaceae
Source: the annotation of a GenBank genome assembly